AUGUCAGGCAAUAAAGAAAUAAAGAUUGAGAGAUGGAAUGAAGAAGUAGAUGGAGAAAUGAAUGACAGAAAUAUGCAAAAGAAAUUAAAAUUACAAGGAUACAAUUUUAUAAAAUAUACAUUUUCGCCUGGAACUGAUUUUCCUGAUCAUACCCACAGUAUGUCGAAAAAAGACUCAAUAAUCAGUGGAGAGUUUGAGUUUACAAUGUAUGGACAAACAAAAGUACUGAAACCUGGUGAUAUGGUAGAUGUACCAGCUAAUACUGUUCAUAAUGCACGAGUUAUUGGCUCGAAAUCUGUUACAUUCUUUGAUGCAACAAAAUAA
Lottia gigantea (owl limpet) is the source of this 324-nucleotide messenger RNA. RefSeq lists its product as hypothetical. NCBI's taxonomy places the organism in Eukaryota, Metazoa, Mollusca, Gastropoda, Lottiidae. The transcript has a single exon. The record is from RefSeq and is a predicted model, not a curated record. The coding region runs from base 1 to 324 and encodes 107 amino acids.